CAGCUGGACUAAGUUGGCAAGUCAGCCAUAUUGCAGCCAGAGGGGAGUAAAGGAGCACCGGGGGAGAGAAGAGCUGGGCACCUCGGGCACUGACUGCCAUCUACAGCGGAUCUGCUUUAGUACGGAAUCUGGAAAUUACAUCAUUUUUUCUUUGGUGGGCAACUUCAGAAAGAACCAAACAUGCCAAAACCGGUCAAUGUACGGGUGACCACUAUGGACGCGGAGCUGGAAUUUGCCAUACAGCCGAACACUACUGGCAAACAGCUUUUUGAUCAGGUGGUUAAGACGGUGGGACUUCGUGAGGUGUGGUACUUUGGACUGCAAUACAUGGAUACUAAGGGUUUCCCAACUUGGUUAAAACUUGAUAAAAAGGUAUCAGCACAGGAAGUCAGAAAAGAAAACCCACUUCAGUUCAAAUUCCGUGCCAAGUUCUUCCCUGAGGAUGUGUCUGAGGAACUGAUCCAGGAGAUCACUCAGAAACUGUUCUUCCUGCAAGUAAAAGAUGGUAUACUGAGUGAUGAAGUGUACUGCCCUCCUGAAACAGCUGUCCUUCUUGGGUCGUAUGCUGUACAAGCCAAAUUCGGAGACUACAGCAAAGAUAUCCACAAAUCUGGAUAUCUGAGCCCAGAACGCCUUUUGCCACAAAGAGUGUUGGAUCAGCACAAGCUUUCCAGAGAGCAGUGGGAAGAGAGGAUUGAGGUGUGGCACACGGAGCACCGCGGAAUGCUUAAAGAAGAUUCAAUGCUGGAAUACCUGAAGAUAGCCCAAGACUUAGAAAUGUAUGGCAUCAACUACUUUGAAAUUAAGAAUAAAAAGGGAACAGACCUCUGGCUGGGAGUUGACUCACUGGGCUUGAAUAUUUAUGAACAUGAUGACAAGCUGACUCCAAAGAUUGGGUUUCCCUGGAGUGAAAUUAGAAAUAUCUCCUUUAAUGAUAAGAAAUUUAUUAUCAAGCCAAUCGACAAGAAAGCUCCAGACUUUGUCUUCUAUGCUCCACGCCUGAGGAUUAACAAGCGGAUCUUGCAGUUGUGUAUGGGUAACCAUGAGCUGUACAUGCGUCGCAGAAAGCCAGAUACUAUCGAGGUACAGCAGAUGAAAGCACAGGCUAAGGAAGAAAAGAACCAGAAGCAGCUUGAACGGCAACAACUUGAAAAUGAGAAGAAAAAGAGGGAAGCGGUGGAGAAAGAGAAGGACCAGAUGAUAAGAGAAAAGGAGGAACUCAUGUUCAGGUUGCAUGAAUAUGAAGAGAAGACUAAGAGAGCAGAGAUAGAAUUAUCUGAACAGAUAAGAAAAGCCCAUGAGCUGGAGGAAGAAAGGAAAAGAGCUCAGUUUGAAGCAGAAAGAUUGGAGGCAGAACGCAUUGCUGCUCUCCGUGCCAAAGAAGAGCUGGAGAGACAAGCUGUUGAUCAGAUGAAGAGCCAGGAGCAGUUGGCCUUAGAGCUUGCAGAGUAUACAAAUAGAAUUACCCUUCUGGAGGAAGCAAAGAGAGCCAAAGAAGACGAGGUGGGCGAAUGGCAGUUAAGGGCAAGGGAAGCUCAGAGUGACCUCCUGAGAACUAAGGAAGAGCUACAUAUAGUCAUGAGCACCCCUCCACUGCCCCCUCCUCCACCUCCACCUGCAUAUGUGCCCAUCAAUGUGCCCAUCAGAGAAUACGUGAAUGAGCACCUGCCAGAGGAUGGAGUGGAGUUUAGUGCAGAAUUCACAAAUGACAACUUUUAUGAUGAUCGCAAGGAGGAGUCACGCAUUACAGAAGCAGAGAAAAACGAACGUGUACAGAUGCAGCUAAUGGCUUUGACAAGUGAAUUGUCUCAAGCACGAGAUGAAACCAAGAAAACUCACAAUGAUUUGUUGCACACAGCGAACAAGCAAAUGGGCCGCGACAAGUACAAGACGCUGCGGCAAAUCCGACAGGGCAACACAAAACAGAGAAUCGAUGAGUUUGAAGCUAUGUAAUGGAUGUCCAGUGUCAGAAAACACAUUGUAUCUCCUUCAAGAAUUUUUUGAAGGCUCUUUGAAUAAUAACAAUGUACAGUUGACGUUAAAUGGCAACAAAAGCAGAAAAAACAGCUUGAAAAUAUUGUUUAUUCUCCACUUUACGAAAUUUAGACAGCUACAUGCUGAAAGCAUUGUAGCAAAAAGAAGUUUUCUAUAACGGGGGUCAAAAUGCUUUACGGUUGCCCCAAGCAACCGCAGCUCAUUUUUGCACCAUGCAAUUAUUUAAGUAAAUAGUUUAUUAGAGAUUAUGUUUAUCAAGCUUAAUAAUUAACAGUUGAAAUUGUGGUGCCAAAAGGUUCCUUGUUCUUUGACUUUGGAGCAAAAUAUUUUUUUUCCAUAAUAGUCAGCUGUUUGGCGCCAGAUUGUAUACACUGAUGCAGAAGGGUCAUUUUGUUUUUAUUAUUUUUUUCACUGUAAAUCGCAUUGGUGUAUGCCUUUGAUUAAAGAUUUCUUGGGUGAAUACUGUGCCAUAUAUUUUCUGUGUAAUUUUUCACUGCUUACAAAAAUAUGUAUUUAGCCUUGAUGGUUAACAUAUAAGCCAGAUCAAAUUUUUGAGUGUUAAAACAUUUAAAAAAAAUAAAGUUAAGCUAUGUCAAUGAA
Molecule: messenger RNA, 2595 nt
Organism: Rana temporaria (common frog)
Lineage: Eukaryota; Metazoa; Chordata; Amphibia; Anura; Ranidae
Gene: EZR
Product: ezrin
Exons: 14
Coding region: 181-1953 (590 amino acids)
Biological process (GO): regulation of organelle assembly; positive regulation of protein localization to early endosome; regulation of cell shape
Cellular component (GO): cytoskeleton; microvillus; filopodium
Molecular function (GO): actin binding; cell adhesion molecule binding
Source: RefSeq, a predicted model, not a curated record